AUUAAAAAUCCACUAAGUCAGGAUAUCUUGUUCUUAAAGGACCUAGUUAUUCUUCAGGGUUUAAUUUUUUCAGAUUUGUUUGUCCAAUUUAGACGAAUUCCUAUUGACUCCAGCAAAAAUGAGCGGAGAGGAAUUGGGAAGGCGUGACAGCUACCGAGGUGCAGUGAAAGACACUAAGAAGAUGGCCGAGGCAAGUGCGGAUGCAGGAGGUGGCGGAGGAGGCGGCCAACCGAAGCUGAAGGGGAAGGAGAAGAUGGAUGACCUGAAGAAGGAGUUGACCCUAGAUGACCACCAGAUCUCCUGGGAGGAGUUCCACACCAGACACGAGGGAUCCAACAGAGUCUCAGGUCUGACGGAGGCCAAGGCAAAGGAGAUUCUUGAGCGUGAUGGACCCAAUGCGCUCUCCCCUCCCAAGACAACGCCCGAGUGGAUCAAGUUCUGCAAACAACUAUUCGGAGGCUUCUCUACAUUGUUGUGGAUUGGAGCCAUCCUAUGCUUCAUAGCCUACACGGUGGAGAAGGUGACAAGUGAAGACGAACCACUCAAGGACAACUUGUGGCUGGGAGUAGUGCUGGCCAGUGUGGUCAUCAUCACCGGCUGCUUCGCCUACUACCAGGAGGCCAAGAGCUCCGCCAUCAUGGACUCAUUCAAGAACCUAGUGCCACCUACUGCGAAGGUGGUUCGAGACGGGAAGAAGUACGAGAUCAUGGCGGAGAAUCUGGUUGUGGGUGAUCUUGUGGAGGUCCAGUUCGGAGACAGGAUCCCCGCCGACAUCCGAAUGGUCGAGUGUAGAGGACUCAAGGUGGACAACUCAUCCCUAACUGGAGAGAGUGAGCCCCAGAGCAGGGGAAUUGAGAGCACCCACGAGAACCCACUGGAGACCAAAAACAUCGCCUUUUUCUCCACCAACGCCGUCGAAGGUACUGGCCGUGGGAUAGUGUUCCGAACUGGAGACAACACCGUGAUGGGUAGGAUUGCGAACCUGGCCUCCACUUUGGACAUUGGAAAGACGCCGAUCGCGAGGGAGAUUGCUCAUUUCAUCCACAUAAUCACGGGCGUGGCCGUGUUCCUCGGCGUGUCCUUCCUCAUCCUUGCCAUCAUCCAGGGCUACAAGCCCCUGCAGGCAGUCGUGUUCCUCAUCGGAAUCAUCGUGGCCAACGUACCCGAGGGACUCCUCGCCACCGUCACUGUUUGUUUGACACUGACUGCGAAGAGUAUGGCUAGCAAGAAUUGUCUGGUGAAGAAUCUGGAGGCAGUGGAGACUCUGGGUAGUACCUCCACCAUCUGCUCAGACAAGACCGGAACCCUCACCCAGAACAGGAUGACAGUGGCCCACAUGUGGUUCGACGACCAGAUCCAUGAGGCAGACACCACCGAGGACCAGAGCGGAAAGGGAUUCGACAAGACGGCAGUGACGUGGACGCACCUGUCCAACGUUGCCGCCCUCUGCAACAGGGCGGAGUUCAACGGUGGUCAGGAGGAAGUGCCGGUGCUAAAGAGGGAGUGCACUGGAGACGCGAGUGAGACUGCGCUGCUGAAGUGCUGUGAGUUGUGUGUGGGCAAUGUCAUGGGCAUGCGGGAGAAGAACCCCAAACUGAUUGAGAUCCCAUUCAACUCAACCAACAAGUACCAGGUCUCCGUGCACCAGACUGAUGACCCGAAUGACAACCGACCUCUACUCGUGAUGAAGGGAGCCCCCGAGAGGAUUCUGGAUAGAUGCUCCACCAUCAUGAUGCACGGCAAGGAAAGGCCCCUAGACGACAACACCAAAGAGGCAUUCCAGAGGUCAUACGAUGCCCUCGGUGGUCUGGGAGAACGAGUGCUCGGAUUCUGUCACAAGUACCUCGACGCCGACAAAUACCCACCAGGAUACAACUACGAUGCCGAUGACCCGAACUUUCCUCUGGAAGGACUGUGCUUUGUUGGACUCAUCUCCAUGAUUGACCCCCCAAGAGCAGCUGUGCCCGAUGCCGUGUCCAAGUGCAGAUCGGCAGGAAUCAAGGUCAUCAUGGUGACAGGCGACCACCCCAUCACCGCCAAGGCCAUCGCGAAGAGUGUCGGAAUCAUCUCGGAGGGCAAUGAGACCGUGGACGACAUCGCACAGAGACUCAACAUCGACGUCAGCGAGGUCAACAAGAGAGAUGCGAAAGCAUGCGUUGUGCAUGGCAACGACUUGAAACACAUGGAACAAGAUGAAGUGGAUGACAUUUUGGCUAACCACUCCGAGAUCGUGUUCGCCAGGACAUCCCCACAACAGAAGCUCAUCAUCGUCGAGGGUUGUCAAAGGGCAGGCGCCAUUGUGGCUGUCACUGGCGAUGGUGUCAACGACUCACCUGCUCUCAAAAAGGCCGACAUCGGUGUUGCCAUGGGUAUCUCUGGCUCUGACGUGUCCAAACAGGCAGCUGACAUGAUCCUGCUGGACGACAACUUCGCCUCAAUCGUGACUGGAGUGGAGGAGGGUCGUCUCAUCUUCGACAACUUGAAGAAGUCCAUCGCCUACACACUGACCAGCAACAUUCCUGAGAUCGCACCCUUCCUCAUGUUCAUCCUCAUCAACAUCCCACUCCCGCUGGGAACUGUGACUAUUCUGUGCAUCGAUCUGGGAACUGAUCUGUGGCCUGCCAUCUCCCUCGCCUACGAGCCAGCUGAGAGUGACAUCAUGAAGAGAAUGCCCAGGGAUCCGAAGGGAGACAAACUGGUCAACCAGAGACUCAUCUCAAUGGCAUAUGGACAAAUAGGAAUGAUGCAGGCGUCUGCUGGUUUCUUCUGCUACUUCGUGAUCAUGGGUGAGAAUGGGUUCCUGCCCGGAUAUCUGGUCGGACUUAGGGAGGAGUGGGAGAACAAGAACAACAACUCUCUUCAGGACUCCUACGGACAGGAAUGGACAUAUGAACAGAGGAAGGUGCUGGAGUACACGUGUCACACAGCCUUCUUUGCCUCAAUUGUGGUCGUGCAGUGGGCCGAUGUGAUAAUCUGCAAGACCAGGAGGAACUCCCUCUUCACACAGGGAAUGCUGUCCAACAAAGUGCUCUGCGGAGGUCUGGUGUUCGAGACUUGUCUGGCCUGCUUCCUAUCCUACUGUCCCGGACUGGACAACGGACUCCGCAUGUACCCCAUGAACUUCUGGUGGUGGCUGCCUGCGCUCCCAUUCAGCAUCAUGAUCUGGGUGUACGACGAAGUGAGGAGGUUUCUAUUGAGAAAGUCGCCCGGUGGAUGGAUAGAGAAGGAGACAUACUAUUAGACUAGACCACCCACUGUCAAUAGAAGUCACUAACCAAACAGCAAACACCACAGUACAAUUACAGAUGGUGUUUAAUUACGGAAUUACAAACACGAUACACAAUAAACCACUCAACCUUUACCCUUACUCGGAAAAAGAAUAGAAAAGAAGCAACAAACAUCUAUUUACACGAUAGACACACAGGAAACAACAAGUGAUGAUGAUGCUGCUGCUGGUUGCGAACUAAAAUAAACAUUUUUAUCAAGAAGAAACAAGUAUACAUAAACAAACAAAACAACCCACCUAGCCUCUUACCCACCUUCACAUUACCCUCUCUAAACAACCUAGUCCAACACAAUAAAUAAACAACACAACAAGAAUGAGCAGCGAAAGAACAGCAGAAAAAUCCUCAAUCUUCUGUCGUCAUUUUAAUACUAGCAGAACUUUUUGUCGUAUUUCUAGCAGAACUAAACUUUCAAUGGAAUAAAUUCAGCAAAUAAAAUGAACAGAUACGUAAUUGAUUGUAUUGUAUGUAUCUCUAUCUCCCUCUAUUGUUUGCAUAGCACUUAUUAUUUGUAUUAAUUAAAUAUUACUUCAUAAUUGAUGCCCCUAUGCGCAAGCAGGAAAAGUUCAGAUUUUCAUUAUGGUGUUAGGGUGCAACUCAAUUCAUCCUCAUUCUAGGCUCAGUGCCUGUUUGGUCACUUUCACAAUCAGUUUCAACAACUCGGUAACUGUAAUUUGGUUUUAAAAAUUUUGUAAUUAAACUUUUUUCUUG
This is a messenger RNA of Symsagittifera roscoffensis, 3995 nucleotides long. RefSeq names its product sodium/potassium-transporting ATPase subunit alpha-3-like. The coding region runs from base 119 to 3241 and encodes 1040 amino acids. Gene Ontology annotation, cellular component: plasma membrane. The record is from RefSeq and is a predicted model, not a curated record. Gene Ontology annotation, biological process: potassium ion import across plasma membrane; sodium ion export across plasma membrane; intracellular sodium ion homeostasis. Gene Ontology annotation, molecular function: ATP hydrolysis activity; ATP binding; P-type sodium:potassium-exchanging transporter activity. The transcript has 16 exons. NCBI's taxonomy places the organism in Eukaryota, Metazoa, Xenacoelomorpha, Acoela, Convolutidae.